UCUCGAUUUACAAAGAUGAAAGUCAUUCCAGUAGUUUUGCUGUUGUUUCUGGUUUCGUGUUGUUUCUGUGAGGAAGGCGGGAUUGUCGUGAGUACGUCCUAUGGCGACGUGCGAGGCUUUCAGCUGAAGAACAUUCGCGCCUUCUUCGGGAUCCCCUACGCCAGGCCGCCUCUGGGAGACCUUCGGUUCAAGGAGCCUCUGCCCCCGAGGAGUUGGACGGGAGUUCGCGAUGCCACGAAGUUCGGGGCCGACUGCCCGCAGAAAGCGUGGUUCCUCAUGGCCAUCUUCAACAGAACUCAUCAGAUAUCAGAGGAUUGUCUCUACCUGAACGUUUACACGCCAAAAAAGCCAUCCGGUAGCGGUGCCCAUCCGGUACUAGUGGUUAUCCACGGCGGGUCCUACCGGAGAGGGUCCGGUCGGGAGUACGACGGUUCCGUGCUGGCAGAGAGGGACACGGUCGUCGUCACCAUCAACUACAGACUGGGAGCCCUGGGCUGGCUAAGCACGGAGGACGAGAACGCCUUGGGGAACUACGGGCUACUGGACCAGAUCGAGGCUCUGAAGUGGGUUCAGAAGAACAUUGAGCGGUUCGGCGGGGACCCCAACAGGGUGACUAUUAUGGGAUGUGCCGCCGGCGCCUCCAGCGCUGCCUUGCACCUGACGUCAGUAUACAGUGCAGGUUUGUUCCACGGAAUCAUCCUGAGCAGUGGAUCUGUGGUAAACCCCUGGACGGUCCUCCUGCCCCCAUACAGACCCUCUGACCACGCUGCUGACUUGGCGGAGAAACUGGGAUGCCCGACAGAGUCAACAGAAGACCUUGUGAGCUGCCUGCGUCAGAAGACGGCAGAAGAGCUGGUGGAGACCAGCGUAGAGGGCCCUCCGAUGAUCUCCGUCUGGGCGCCUGUGAUUGACGGCCCUGGAGGCGUGGUUCCGGACAGCCCCAGGAAGCUGCUGGCGGAGGGAGCCUUCAGCAAGGUGCCUCUCAUGAUGGGCACGGCCAGUAAAGAGAUGUCCUAUAUCUUCGCCGAUGUGAAGGGGAUCGACUUCGGUGUGAGCUCGGACAUGGUGGAGGAGAUGCGGUCCCGCUGGGUGGAGCGGUACCCCCCCCAGGCCCGGACAUACAUCAAGGACGUCAUCGGUCUCCAGUACACAGACUUUGACAACAUUCACGAUCCGGCAGCGCUGAGAGACAACUACAUAGAGUUCAAGACUGACUACGGUUACCACUCACCCAUGCUGCACCAGGCCAGUGUCCACUCCAGCACCGGCGCACCCACCUGGGUCUACGUCUUCGACUAUCGCUCCGAGAACAACCCACGGCCGAAAUGGAUGGGAACAAUGCAGGCUGAUGACCAGGUGUUUAUUUUCGGCCCGGGAACCCUGAUGUUAAACGACAGAUUCCUGCUGACGGAGACAGACAGGGAGGUCAGCGACAUGAUGCGGACCUUCGUCACCAACUUCGUGCGGUUUGGGAACCCCUCCCCACACGGAAAGCUGGCGGAGUGGAAGGCGUUCCAGACAGACGAGCAGGUCUACCUCCGGGUCAGAAGGCCGGAAAAGACCCGGAUGAAGGACUACUUCAAGACCAAGGUCACGGCCCUGUGGACGUCUUACGUGCCUAAGAUCGUCCGCCGCGUCUUCAACGUCUCGGAAUAUGACGUCAACCCGUUCGGGGGGUCCGUAAUCGCAGGCCCCGUCGCAAACAGUUGCCACGAGAGAAAAACAACGAGCAGAAAGAGAUCCGCACAAUCAGCUGAUCUCGUCACUUUGGCCUUUCUCCCUCACUCAGCUGGUUUGGCAAAAAUGAAGGCUCUCGGUGCUCUGUGUCUCUUCGUGCUCGUCUCCUCCUGCCUCGGCGAGGAGGAGGACAAACUGAAGGUGAAGACGAAGUAUGGCGACGUGCACGGGUUUGAGAUAGAGGCUAAGUCAGGGAAGCACGUGCACGCGUGGUUCGGGAUCCCGUACGCCGAGCCGCCGGUGGGGGAGCUGCGGUUCACCGAGGCCCGCCCGCCGAAGAAGUGGGAGGACGUGCGCGAUGCCACCCAGUACGCCGCCGACUGCCCGCAGGACAAGGACCGCCUGGAGAAGAUCAUGAACGGCACGCACGCCAUGUCCGAGGACUGCCUGUACCUCAACAUCUUCGCACCUGAGGACGAGGCGGGUCACCAUCACCCCGUGAUCGUGGUGUUCCCCGGCGCCCAGUACGACUGGGGCACGGUCCGGGCCUUCGACGGCACCGCCCUGGCCGAGCAUGAGGUCGUGGUGGUCACGGUCAACUACAGAAUGGGAGUCUUCGGCUUCCUGAGCACCGACGAUGACGAGGCUCUCGGAAACUACGGCCUGCUGGACCAGAUCGAGGCUCUGAAGUGGAUCCAGGACAACAUCGCGCGGUUCGGAGGCGACCCCAAACACGUGACCCUCAUGGGCAACCUGGCAGGCGGCAACCUGGUGUCCCUGCAUCUCAUCUCUCCUUACAGCGAAGGUCUGUUCCACGGUGCUAUCAUCAGUAGCGGUGGCAUGAUGUCCCCCACAGCCGUGCUGCUGCCGCCUUACAAGGCCGUGGACAUCGCCACCGAGCUGGCCGAGAAGCUCGGAUGUUCUACUGAGUCCACAAAGGACAUUGUGAGCUGCCUGAGGGAGAAGACUGCAGAUGAGCUGGUCGGAACCAAAGUUACGGGCCCAGCCAUGAUGGCUUUUGGAGCCUUCGCCCCCACCAUUGACGGUCCGGGCGGCGUGAUCGCAGCCGCUCCCAGGGCGAUGCUGGAGAACAACCAGUUCAGCAAGGUCCCCAUCAUGGUCGGCACCACGGACAAGUGGGGAGCCACCGCAAUCAGGGAACUGAAGGGCGUGGAGUUCGGAAUCAGUUCGGACAUGAACACGGACUUCCGGAAGACGUUCUGCGAGCGCUAUCCCGAAGGGCCGCGUUCCUACAUCAACGACAUGAUCAACUUCGAGUACACAGACUUCAGGAGGUUGCACGACCCCGCCGCCAUCAGGGAUGACCUCAUCAGGGCCUCUGCUGACUACCACAUCAACACUGGCAUGGUGUUCCAGGCCGCCGCACACGCCGCCGGUGGGGGCAACGUCUGGAUGUACGAGUUCCACCACGUGUCCGAGAAUGACCCCAGACCUUCAUGGAUGGGGGCUCAUGGAUCGGACGACAUGGUGUACGUGUUCGGGCACAGUCUGAUGAGGGCUUCCGACAGCUACGAGUUCGACAAGACGGACGAGGAGGUGCACCACGCGGUGGUCGAUGUCGUGGCUAACUUUGCGCGUACCGGGGACCCCACCCCCACUGACAACGACGGCUUGAAGUGGCCCCGUUACCAGGGAGACACCCAGACCUACCUGGAGAUCCGCGGCGUCCAGGACUCCAACGUCGACAACUUCUUCAAGGCGAAGAAGACUGCCCUUUGGACCUUCUACAUCCCCAAGUUGCUGUACGACGCCGCCAGCGAAGAGGAGAAGGCGAGCGUCAACCCCUUCGGUGGCGCGCGUUAAGACGUCUUCUUAAUUAAGAUUCCUCAUGUCCGGCCAACGGAAGUUUGUAACAUGUUACUUUUUGUUUUGCCAGACAUCUUGAACGAUUAGUUGUAACGUUUUCAUGACAUAUCACAGGCGCUAGCUAGGACCUCUUCUUGAUUAAGGGCACGGUCACAAAGGUCGUGCGGUCGUCGUGCGAUUGCCAACUUUAAGGGGUUUUUUUUACAGCCACGCAUGUUUUCUUCAGAGGUCAGCUGUCACAAAGAGUGCAAAGACACAAAAGGCUGUCUUGGAUCCUUGUCGGUGGUUGGUUCUGUCAAAGACUGCUUGAAAAAUCCUACCGCAUCAAAAUCUUACGACGAUCGCACGACCUUUUUGACCGCGCCCAAACGGAAGAUUGUAACAUGUUACUUCUUGCCAGACAUCUUGAACGAUUAGUUGUAACGUUUUCAUCAUGACAUAUGACAGAAGCGUGUGACGCUAGUUCAUGGUUGUAGGUCAUCGAGUCCCGUUAACCAUAGUCUGGAUGCCAGACCCCUUGGCUACAUCGAUGAAGUUUAGACAUCCAGGUAAUACUUUACGCCAAAACACAGUUACUCAAGCAACUGGAUAUGAUUUUGGAAACGGAAAUCCAUUCAACUCCUCGGCAAGAAGGCCAACAUGGCCCCAAAGGAGACUCUAAACAGGCCCCGUGAGUUAGACCCUGAUAAACAAUAGAUAGAUCGGGGGUCUGGCAUACAGGCUACGGUAAAUAUGAUAGGGUAGAUUUUUAGUCGAAUCUUAAAAUCGGGCGGCCUUAACCUUCUGUCGAUCAAGAAAUAACGCCCGAAGCUCGUGGGCUGUGAGGCAGGGGCUAUUUUUAUAAUGUCACAUUGAAGGGCUAUGCGGGGUGUGGGUGGAUAAUAGACGGUUAAUGUAGAUAAUAUGAAAGAUAGGACGGUCACUGUGUGUAACGUACGAAUUAAAACAUCUUAUUUUUCUACCACUCAAAAUCAGGAUUUCUAUAACUCUAUAACUCCAAACGACAACCACUUGAAAGCAUUUCAUUCCAUAUUGUAAAAAGCACAAGCUUACAUAAGAAAUAACGUCGAAAAGCUGGGACAUAUUGGUCUUCAUUAUAACAUUCAUAAAGCAUGCGAAACAUCGUAACAAUCUGUAACAGUGUGUACUGUCUAUGGUAUACAAGAAGUGCAGUCAUUCCCGGCUAUGUGAAAAGACCGUUUCCCUUAAAUCAUUAAUCCUGGCACAAAGAAUGCCUCAA
Messenger RNA from Branchiostoma floridae (Florida lancelet), 4744 nucleotides. RefSeq lists its product as uncharacterized. The coding region runs from base 16 to 3501 and encodes 1161 amino acids. Gene Ontology annotation, molecular function: neurexin family protein binding; signaling receptor activity. NCBI's taxonomy places the organism in Eukaryota, Metazoa, Chordata, Leptocardii, Amphioxiformes, Branchiostomatidae. The transcript has 20 exons. The record is from RefSeq and is a predicted model, not a curated record. Gene Ontology annotation, biological process: chemical synaptic transmission; synaptic vesicle endocytosis; modulation of chemical synaptic transmission. Gene Ontology annotation, cellular component: cell surface; synapse.